Molecule: messenger RNA, 3098 nt
Organism: Spodoptera litura
Lineage: Eukaryota; Metazoa; Arthropoda; Insecta; Lepidoptera; Noctuidae
Product: sodium/potassium-transporting ATPase subunit alpha
Biological process (GO): proton transmembrane transport; sodium ion export across plasma membrane; intracellular potassium ion homeostasis
Cellular component (GO): plasma membrane
Molecular function (GO): ATP hydrolysis activity; P-type sodium:potassium-exchanging transporter activity; ATP binding
Source: RefSeq, a predicted model, not a curated record
CUGUUAAGACAGGGAUACCCUUAGCCUCCGAGAUGCCCCACAAACACGGGCGCCGGUCUAGCACGACCUCCCUGAAGAGUAUCCGGCGCGCCAGCAUUAUCGCCCACGGUAAUGUCGAGGUCUCCGAGAUAUCCCUUCUGAAGGAAGAAACUUGCACAGGAGAUCACUACCUUACACCGGAGCAAUUGGAAAAUAUAUAUCGCACAAACGUGGUCACAGGACUGACGGAGAAUUUCGCUGCCGAGCUCCUGGAACGCUAUGGCCCCAACGAGCUGAAGGAACUUCAUGGCACCAGUUAUUGGACAUUAUUUCGCAACAAUUUAUUUGGAUGGUUCCAGUGUGUACUUUGGACUGCGGCAAUAGUGAAUUUUAUUGGGUACUUCUUGUCCAGUGAUUCAGGUAGCGGCGAAGAAGAGUCAGCUGAAGCCCAUUCUGCAAAAGAAUAUCUUUAUUUGGGAUCUGUGAUCGCAGCUACUAUUGUUGGAACUGGUAUCUUUGGAUUUUAUCAAGAAGCAAAGAAUGCUGCGGUUAUGAGUGGUUUCGAGAAGCUAGUGCCACCCAACGCUGUAGUUAUUCGAGAAGGUGUUAAAAAAACAAUCCCCAACGUUGAUCUGGUGAUUGGUGACAUCGUAGAAAUGAGUGGAGGAGAUAUAGUGCCAGCCGAUGUGAGAAUACUUACUUGUACUAAUUUCAACACGGACAUGUCAUCAUUGACUGGAGAGUCAGAGCCAAUAAAACAUAGACCUGAAUGUACUCAUUCGAAUCCUAUGGAAUCAAAAAAUAUGGCGUAUUUUGGAUGUCCUAUUACUGAAGGGUUUGCUAAAGCUAUUGUUAUUGCAACUGGAGAAAUGACUCAAAUAGGAAAAAUAGCUGGACUCGUAACAGGGUUGACGAAAGAAGAAACCCCUAUUGCAAAAGAAAUUACACACUUCAUUAAGCUUUUGUGCGGCGUGGCGUUUGUUUUCGGUAUAAUUUUCUUUUUUAUGGUAUAUUUUAUACAGAACAGUAUGCUGUCUGCGCUUCAAUACAUGCUGGGGAUCAUACUAGCUAAUGUUCCCGAGGGAUUGAUUGUAACUUUGACUGUCUGCAUGACACUUUCUGCCAAGUCUCUGAAAAAAAAGAACUGCCUGGCCAAAACAUUACAAGCUGUAGAAACCUUGGGGUCUACGUCAUGUAUAUGUUCCGACAAAACUGGUACAUUAACCGAGAAUCAAAUGAACGUGUCACAUUUAUUCACCAAUUUCAAAAUAAUUGACAAAGAUGACCAUCAUUACGUCACAAAUGUUUCAUAUGCGACAUUAUGUUUAGCAGCUUGUCUUAAUUUAAAAGCUACAUUUACUUUUGAUACAAUGCACAUGCCAAUAGAAAAACGAAAAGUUUUGGGUGACGCUUCCGAAGCCGCAAUAUUACGGUAUAUGGAAGCAAACCGAUCAGCUACACAAGUUCGAGAAGAAAAUCCAAAAGUUGGAGAAAUUCCAUUUAGCUCAGCCUACAAAUAUCAAGUGACUAUUCAUCGUAUGUUAAACACUGACACUCACUAUUUAAUAAUGAAAGGUGCACCUGAAAUCGUCGUAGAAUACUGUUCACAAGUUCACACCGAUGAUGGCGUACAAAAUCUCACUCCACAAUUAAAAAAAGAAUUAAAAGCUAAUUUUAUCAAGAUCGCAAAUAUGGGCGAACGUGUUAUUGGAUAUUGCGAUCUCAAGUUGCCUGUAGAAUCAUAUCCAGUAGGUUACAAAUUCGAUGCACAGGCACGUAAUUUUCCUCUGGAAGAUCUCAUUUUUCUUGGAGCAGUAUCAAUGAUAGAUCCUCCGAGGCAAAAUAUUGACAAAUAUAUUGGUUUGUGUCGAUCAGCUGGAAUUAAAGUAAUAAUGGUAACUGGGGACCAUCCUGUGACUGCACUGGCUAUUUCUCGCAGGUGUGGCACAAUUUCAAUGCCGACAGCGUAUGACUAUGCGUUCGAGCAUCACAUAGAUCUAGCUGAUGUACCGCCGCACAUUAAAAGCCAGUUUAAAGCUGCAGUUAUAACUGGAGACGACCUUCGUAAAAUGAGUGUUAAUGAUUUGAAAGCAGUGCAAACAAGGUACCAAGAGAUCACAUUCGCGAGAACCAGUCCUCAGCAAAAGUUGUUUAUAGUUGAAACGUAUCAGUUGCUAGGUUAUGUAGUGGCUGUGACCGGAGAUGGUGUCAACGAUUCUCCGGCUUUGAAGAAAGCAGAUAUCGGCAUCGCUAUGGGUAUUAACGGUACUGAAGUCUCCAAAAAGGCUGCGGAUAUGAUUCUGUUGGAUGAUAACUUCGCUUCUAUCGUGCUUGGUGUGCAAGAAGGCAGGCGAAUCUUUGACAAUUUGAAAAAAACCAUUGCGUAUACGCUCACCUCCAACUUACCUGAGAUGGCACCUUUUGUAUUGUAUGCGUGUUUGGGCCUGCCAUUACCUAUUACUCUCAUGUUGAUCAUAGUCAUAAAUGUCGGAACUGAUCUUCUGCCUGCGAUGAGUUUAGCAUAUGAAGAAUCCGAGGAAGAUAUCAUGUCUAUUCCACCUCGCAAACUUACUGAUCACCUCGUGAAUGGUGUUUUAUUAUUUAUGGCAUAUUUUCAAGUAGGACUUAUUCAAUUCUUCUCGGCAAUGUAUGCCUACUUUAUAAUUUUUGCUCAGGACGGAUUCUUUCCAUCAAGUCUAAUUUUUGUACGCAGCGAAUGGGAGAACACACGCAUUUUAGUAAAAGAUACAUUAGGUCGCGAAUGGAAUUACAGAGAUAGGAAAAGGCUUGAGAGGAAAGCGCAGACAGCUUAUUUUGUAGCAGUUGCCUGGACACAGAUAUCGGAUGUGAUUAUUUGUAAAACUAGACGAGUCUCAAUUAUUAAGAAAGGCAUGAGAAAUCAUGUUCUCAAUGCCAGUAUCGUUGUAGACUUACUAGGAGCACUUUUAGUUUCAUACUGGCCAGUGUGCCAUGAACUGUUUAGCACCGAGCCGUUGUCUUGGUGGGACUUUUUUCUAGCAAUCCCCUUCGCUAUUCUCAUGAUAGUCAUGGAUGAAAUUAGGCGUUACUUGAUAAGAAAUAGCGUUAAUAAGUGGGUUGAAAGCGAGACAUAUUAUUAA